Molecule: messenger RNA, 2157 nt
Organism: Manihot esculenta (cassava)
Lineage: Eukaryota; Viridiplantae; Streptophyta; Magnoliopsida; Malpighiales; Euphorbiaceae
Product: H/ACA ribonucleoprotein complex subunit 4
Exons: 1
Coding region: 179-2029 (616 amino acids)
Biological process (GO): snRNA pseudouridine synthesis; mRNA pseudouridine synthesis; box H/ACA sno(s)RNA 3'-end processing
Cellular component (GO): box H/ACA snoRNP complex
Molecular function (GO): pseudouridine synthase activity; RNA binding
Source: RefSeq, a predicted model, not a curated record
UGAAAAUGGUCCAACCCGACCCAAAAUGGCUCUUCUCUCCCUCUCCCCCUUCUUCCCAAAACCCCCAAAACCCUAACCCUAUAAAUUUCCAUUUCCACUUUGAACCCUCCUGCAAUGAUCGCCACCUUCAAAUCCCAGCAAAACCCUAAUAAAUCACAGCAGUCAAAGACCUAAAACUAUGUCCGAGGUUGAGAUUUCCCGUUCGGAGAAGAAGAAGCACAAGAAAAAGAACACACAAGGCAUGGAAAAACCGGAUGCAAAGCCAAAAGGCUCGGAUGAUGCCGCCGGCGACUUUAUGAUCAAGCCUCAGAGCUUUACUCCGGCAAUGGACACUUCCCAAUGGCCUAUUCUAUUAAAAAACUAUGACCGUCUAAAUGUUCGUACUGGUCACUACACUCCUAUUCCUUCUGGUUACUCUCCUCUGAAGCGUCCUCUUGCUGAGUACAUCCGCUAUGGUGUCAUGAAUCUUGAUAAGCCAGCGAAUCCAUCUUCGCACGAGGUGGUUGCUUGGAUCAAACGGAUUCUGAGGGUCGAGAAAACAGGGCAUAGUGGCACAUUGGAUCCCAAAGUUACAGGUAACUUGAUUGUUUGUAUUGAUCGAGCCACCCGCCUUGUUAAAUCACAACAAGGUGCUGGUAAGGAGUAUGUUUGUGUAGCAAGAUUGCAUGAUAAGGUCCCUGAUGUUGCCAAAGUAGCUAGAGCUCUUGAGACUUUAACUGGAGCGGUUUUUCAAAGACCGCCAUUGAUUUCUGCUGUGAAAAGGCAGCUUAGGAUUAGGACAAUUUAUGAGAGUAAGUUGUUGGAAUAUGACCCAGAUAGGCAUUUGGUUGUUUUUUGGAUUUCUUGCGAAGCUGGGACUUAUGUUAGGACUAUGUGCGUGCAUUUGGGACUGAUUCUUGGGGUUGGGGGGCAUAUGCAGGAGUUGAGGAGAGUGAGAUCUGGGAUUUUGGGGGAGAGAGAUAAUAUGGUGACUAUGCAUGAUGUGAUGGAUGCUCAAUGGGUUUAUGAUAAUUAUAGAGAUGAAACCUAUUUGAGGAGAGUGAUUAUGCCUCUUGAAGUGCUUUUGACCAGUUAUAAGAGGUUGGUUGUGAAGGAUUCUGCUGUGAAUGCAAUUUGUUAUGGGGCUAAACUGAUGAUUCCAGGAUUGUUGAGGUUUGAAAAUGACAUUGAGGUUGGUGAGGAAGUUGUACUGAUGACCACCAAGGGGGAGGCAAUUGCUUUGGGGAUUGCAGAGAUGACUACUGCAGUGAUGGCUACAUGUGAUCAUGGUGUUGUGGCAAAGAUUAAGAGGGUUGUGAUGGAUCGCGACACUUACCCGAGGAAAUGGGGUUUGGGACCCAGAGCUUCGAUGAAGAAGAAGUUGAUUGCUGAUGGGAAGUUAGAUAAACAUGGGAAGCCAAAUGAGAAUACACCUCAAGAAUGGAUGAGGAAUUUGGUUUUGCCCACAGGAGGAGAUUCUUUAGUUGCUGGCCUUGCAGCUGCAAAUGAGACAUCAAAGGAGAUUCAUGCAGUGAAGGAAGAUAAGGAAGAGGUGGAGGAGAAGGAGGAGAAGAAGAAGAAGAAGGAAAAGAAAAGCAAGGAUGUUGAAGAUGGGGAAGGGCGCAAGCGCAAAUUGGAUGAAAGCACUGAUAGCCCUACUGCUCAUGUUCCGGCUAAGAGAGUUAGAGUUGAAGAAGUUGAAAAGGAAGAGACAGUUGAGGUGAAGAAGGUAAAGGAAGGGAGGGUUGACGAAAGUGACGAUGAUAAGAAAGAGAAAAAGAAGAAGAAAAAGAAGAGUAAAGGAGAUGAUGAAGCAGAAACUUUUGAGGAAAAGGAGACUGAGAAGGUUAAGAAAAAGGAACGCGGUGAUAAAGGUGAAGCUGUUUCACCUGUUACAGAAAAAUCUGAGAAGAAAAAGAAGAAGAAGAAAGCCAAAGAGGCUGAGGAGGCUGCAACCAUUGAUGAUGGCAGAACUAAUGGUGAGGCUGAUAGAAGUGAGAAGAAGGAGAAGAAGAAGAAGAAAAAGAAGGAUAGAGAUGUUGAAGAGUAGACACCUUCAUUAACAUUUUUGUUUAUUCCUAAAUGUGUGCCUUAUGUUAACUUUCUGGCAACUGCAAUGAUAAUUUGAUAGUUUCUGAAAUCCUUGCAAUGCAAUUUCAGCAGAAUCGUUUUCCAUAA